Molecule: messenger RNA, 2406 nt
Organism: Cuscuta campestris
Lineage: Eukaryota; Viridiplantae; Streptophyta; Magnoliopsida; Solanales; Convolvulaceae
Source: the annotation of a GenBank genome assembly
AGGGAUCCGAAUUCAUUCUCUCUAAACUCCCUUGUAAAAGCACCCGUGCAUACUCCGUUAUAAUAUAAAUCGGGCUACAGGUGUUCCACCUAAAGUCCUACCGGUCAAUCUGCGUGCUUUUACCUUUCUUACUUUGCCAAAUCCAGCAAACUAUUCUAGACCCGGUCUAGUAUAGUUUGACCGCUCAAGUAAUUUACACUAUCAUUUUUGGCGCCACCCGUGGGACUCUUAAGGUUUCUUCUCCUAAACACAAACCUACCCACCAAAACACCACUCGAAAUGUCUUCCAGCCAACAAAUCAACGCUACUUCCGCUCAGGUGCAGGCCACCAACGAGGGAGCCAGCAUCCCUGUGGCUGCUACCAUACCGGUCAUUUCAGCCCCGGUGUUGCCUCUGGGUCUGAGCUCUGUCCCGACGGCCAGCGUGAUCAGUCCCUUCGUGACCCUCGUCCCUUCCGCUGGACCGAGGGUAACGUUCCCACCAAGCAUGACUCAGUUCAUGAAUGACCCAGCCAACCUACAAGCCAUCCAGGGCUUCGGCCAGGUCAUGGCCAUGUGCCAGCAGAACGGGGGGAUGCCUUUCCUCCCUGGUAUGUUCCCAUUCGCCCUUCCAGGCGCGGGGACCAUGCUUCUACAAGCUCCGAUGACGGUGACGUCGUUCCAGAUGCCGAUGCCGCAACCAUCACCUUUCCAGCCCCAGCUGGUCAGCACCACGGCCCCUGUCAACUUGACCGGUGCACUUAACGCUGCAGGGCCGUCGCGUCCCCCGCAAGCUACGGAUCCGCAGAUCACUCCUGACGGUCAUUGCGUCUCGAUUGAGAGCGAUGACGACGAGUGGGACAUCCCGAGGGCCCACAAGAAGAAGAAAGGAAAAAACAUCCGGCCAGCGACCUCCCGAAACUCCGCCUUCGAAAGGCUGGGGGAUAGGGAGGAAGGCCAGAGGAAGUCAGCCAAGCAGAGGCUGGGGCAGAGUGUUGCCCAUGUCAGCGCAUUCGCCCGGCUAGGCGAGGUGCGGCCUGCCCGCACCCGGCGCUCCCGGUCUAACUGGCAGGAGCCAGCGAGGACAAGGGCCUCCCACCAGGAAGGGGAGGCAGAAAGCCAGCCCAGGUUACCGGUGGCGAACCGGUUAACCAUCCCAAACGACCGCGUCCAGCAGAUGGAGGCAAAGCUGGAAAGGCUGGAAAAGAAGGUCGGGGAGAAGAAUGACCGGGACAAACCCCUGUCAGGGUCCCCGUUCACCACAAGGGUCCAUCUGACACCUUUCCCGCGAAAGGUCAAGAUCGACGCCCCCAGAUUCACCAGGAAGGAAGAUCCGGAAAUCCAUCUGGACUCCUUCAACCAGAGUGCGACCAUGAACGGUUGCACCGAUGAAGAAAAGUGCCUUCUUUUCUUCCAGACCUUGCGGAACCGAGCCACUGAAUGGUUUAAUAAGCUUCGCCCGGGAAGCAUUGAUUCAUUCAGUGAUUUGGCCUCAAAAUUCAAGGCCAAGUUCCAGGAGAAUUGUACUAAGAGGAAGAAAUUCACCUAUCUUAGUACAGCCGGGCAAAGGGAGUCUGAGAACCUUACUCAGUUCCUUACCCGGUGGAAGGAAGAGGUGGACAAGGUGGAAGAGAUGGAUGACAAGACCGUCCUAUCCCUCCUCUUGAAUGGCUUGCGUGCUGGGGAACUAUACAAGGAGUUCUGCCGGAAACCCCCAGCCACGUACCAAGAAGCCUACCAUACUGCAUGGGAGUUUGCUGAAGCCGAAACCCAGCUCCGGGCAAAAAGAGAAGCUGAACAUGGUCACAAGCCCAAGCCGGUGCAAGUCAAGAAGGAAGAAGCACCGGGACCUAACCGGCCGAGGCACCACUAUGACCCGGUCAUCCGAGUGGUCAAUACGGAGGAAUGCCAAGAAGUUCGGAAAGCACCGGUCAUUCCCCCAGAAAACCCUACCGGUCAGGUAGGGCGGCAGUGGUCAGGCACCUAUUGUUCGUACCACAGGUCAGAUUCCCAUAACACCUCCGAAUGUAAGAGUGUCAAGGGAGUAAUCCGGCAGAUGAUCGACAGUGGAGAGCUGGGCAAGGAUUACUUGCAGAAAGCCCAAGAGAAGAGUCAUCAGUGGGUUAGGCCAGCUGCCCCAGGGAACGACCGGGACAAUGACCGACGGAGGAAUAACCGGCCAAGGGAGCGGCAACCUGCCCCCGAAAAGGAACACAUCGGUGGAAGACCCUCCAGACCCAGCUGCCAUAGUGGAAGACCCUCCCGGUGUAAGGAUCCCCGCGCAUGAGGACUUCAAGACUCGCCUCCAAGUCAGGGGAGGAAGCCGGUGCAGCGUACUCUUGGUCAAGGAGAUGGUCAUUCCUAUUCAGACUGGCCAGAGGAGUGAAGAAGGGGGGAAACUCGAUGAAAACAAACUUUUCCUUCCAUC